UGGGUGUUCGUAAGCGGGCUGGUGGAGCUGCGCUCGUGGGUGCUGCUGUCAGCUCUUCGGGGUGAGCCCAGUUAGCUUGAUGGCUAUCCAACGCACACACACACACACACAGACACACACACACACACACUGCACAGGGAGAUCCGUGGCCACUCUGAUCAGUGUGUCAUUUUAAGGGCGUUUCUCCUCUUAACACUUGCCAAACUAGGAAGUGUGUAGUCAGCACAUUAGGGUGUUCUGGCCGCGGUUUCCUGCGAAAGGACGGCGAGAGGAGCGGAAUUGGAGCUAGCGCUUGCCCGCUAGCCAACGAUAGCCUGCCGACGCAAUGCAGUAUGAAUCCUGGAGCUUAAAUGACUCUUCUGAGUUCUCUAACCUGUAGGCCUACAGAUGUACCCCAGAUGAUGUAAGGCACCCCUGCCUGUAGAGACCAAGAUGACUGAAGUCCAGGCCACGGUGGAGUUCUCUGUGGAGCUCCACAAGUUCUACAAUGUGGACCUGUUCCAAAGAGGGUUCUACCAGAUUCGUGCCGGUCUGAAGUUGCCACCCCGGUUUCCACACAAAGUCGAGCCCAGUCUACUUCACCUGGGAGGCUCUGAUCUGGCGUUUCCUGCUUCAGUCCAAGAUGAAGUCAUCUGCAGCAAAACGUUCCAAAUUCUGUACAAGAGUGAAGAGGUUGUGGUCAAUGAUGUCCUCCUCUUCAAAGUGAUGAUGCUGCUGGAUGAGAAGAAGGUAGAAGAGUCCCUCAAUGACAUUGAUUUCCAGCUCUUCUUGGAUUUAUAUUUCACAGAUGGCGAUUACACACCAGAUGAUCCGAGCACUCUGCAGAAUAUCAGUGGCCGCACACUUCGUUUGCACUUUAGCCUUCAGCGAGGCAUCCACCAACACGUCAAUGUCAUGUUUGACUACUUUCACCUGUCUGUCGUGUCCGUAGCCAUCCACGCCUCCCUAGUGGCUCUACAUCAGCCUCUUAUCAGUUUGCCUCGACCAGUGAAAAGCACGUGGCUCAACCGCAACGCUCCACCGCAGAGCAAAGACUCCAUCAUCCCGCCUCUGGAAAAUGUGGUGUUCGGUGGCAGUUAUGUCAAGCAAGUAUCAUCAGAUGGCAGGGCAUUUCUGGUGUCUGACCACUGUCUGCAGCAUGCCUUCAGUCUGCACCAUAACCUCUGCUCCAAUCUCCUACUGGCCUACCAGGGCCUCUUUGACUACUUCACCUCCAUUACCAAGGACCUGCCCUCCUCCCAUCGUAUGGAACUAGCCAAGUCCAGCAUGCAAGUCCUAUAUGAGCGAGUUCUCAGGAGACCCUAUCCCCGAAGUCAAAGGCACGUCUACAUAGAACAACUCGACUUGGAUGCCCGUCUAGCGGAGUUAUGUGAACAUGUCAAGCAGAAAGCAGAGUCCCCUGACGAGCUGGCAGAGCUGGUUAAUAUGAACCUGGCCCAGCUCUGCUCUCUGCUCAUGGCUCUCUGGGGACAAUUCCUAGAGGUAGUUUCCCUGCAGGAGCAUGUUGCUGCCCUACUAGCCAUGGAGCACCAUACACUGAGGGUGAGGCGGUUUUCUGAGGCUUUCUUUUGUCUUGAACAUCCAAGACAAUCUGCACUAGCGUAUCAAGAACUACAUGCUUACAGUCACCAGCAGAUGACUAAUGCUAUCAAAAGCUCCAGCUAUUUCUUGUCUUUGCCUGCCCUUCCAGUGGAAUGUGCAGACCUAGAUGGUGAUGUCAGCUCCCUGCCAAUCAUUUUUGAGGAUAGAUACCUUGAUUCCAUCACUGAAGAUCGCGAUGGGCCCUGGCUGGGCGUGCACAACGCAAGGACCGGCGGAGCGUCCAGCAAAACGGACAAGCCCAGCUCCAAGGAGUGCAGUGCAGCAGCCAGCCCCGUACCCGAGGCUCAGUUUGCCACUCUGGAAAACACCUGGCCAGACAGCUAUGACGCACCACCCAAGUCCAAAGGCAAGUCGGUUAAACUGAAGAAAAACGCAAAGGCAGAGAACUCCAAGAAGCAGAUUAGCCCGGCCGCCAAGGACUCUGUGGUGUUGGUGGGCUAUAAGAACCUCAAAGCUCCUAAUGCUGACGCAAAGCACAUGGAAGGGGAAGCUCCCUUAAACCCAGAAGAGGAUCGAGGUGCAUUACAGAGUGACUCGACUACUUAUUUACGGACUUAUGCAAAUUCGGUUUUCGACUCAGGUGCUGUGGAGUCUGUUGCAGAUGACAAUGUCCAGUCUGCUGCUUGUCCAAGAGGUUCCUUUAAAAAACCUACAAACACUGACACACAGAAUAAUCCUCAGGCCGGUACUGGGGUUAUAGCUACAUGCAACCCGCUGCUUCGCAAAGACAACCAAGUCAACCACGCUGGCCAAAAGCUGCCGCAGUGGCCUGCUGGGCAGAAGCAGAUCGCGGUGAAACCAAGUCAAAAGGACCCCUACCAGGGGGACAAAGUCACCGUUCUGCUCCCUCAUGAGACUGAUGCGACUGUAAGCAGCAGUGUUUCCGGGAUCACCCAGACCGGCGUCUGUGAAUCAAAGCAGUCUGUAAUGGACAUUUUUGAAAGGCCCGCUGCAGAAGCAGCGCUGCGUAGCCAGGCCGGUCUGGUCCCUGCGCAGGCGAAGAGUGAUGUCAUCAGGCUGCCAGAUGGAGGAGCCCCCAGUGCCUCGUCUCGACUCUCCGACUCUGGCAUCGAAAGUGAGCCCAGCUCUUUUGCCACUCAGCUGAUUCCAGGACUUCAGAGCUUCGCAAGGCUAGACUUUGCCGAAACCGCCACCGCCCCCCUCCAGCCAGAGAGGCCCCCCCCGAGUGCCGCUCGACGGCCAGUUCCGCAAGGCUCGGCGCCGAAGCCCGGAGGAGCGGCAGAGAUUCUACACCGAGAAAACACCAGUGCUGUCAGCGGAGUGCAGUCUUCCCUCACCUCCAUCAACUCCUUGCCCUCGGAUGACGAGGGGGAAAGUUCCUCCAGUGGAGCUGAACACCGAGGCAAGAAGUUCAGUGUUUUGGUGCAGGAGCAGAGUCUGGUGUUCUCUGGUGACUCCAGAAAACCUCCCUCUGGCUUGGAAACAGACUCCAAAUUAACAGGCGUCUGUGAUCUUGGGCCAGAGGGAGCCGCGGGUUGUGGGACUGUCAAAGAGUCCCGUAGUGACCCCCACACCACCUGCCCUUCCAGCAACUCCGCCACCAGCAGCACCGACCUGGUGAAACGCGGCAUGGUGGAGAACUACUUUGGCUCGUGCUCUAGCGCUGACGUGUCCGAGAUAAGCCCCGUGGAAACGUCCGCCAUCACCCUGGGAAUCCAGGAGGGACCCCGGGCCGAGGAGGACGAAGACGAGCCCGAGCACGAGAUGAUUGAGAACGGCUUCUACGAGGAAGGGGAUGGCUUCGCCUUCGUCAACGGCGUCGCCGGCGAGGAGCGCGGCGGGGCCGCUUCGGAGGCGGGUCUUCUGUUCGAGCAGCUCGGUAUCUGUUACCCCCACGAGACAAAGGACCUGUCCAAAGCUCCCAUCUGCUCCAACCGAGCCUCCGGCAGCGCGGGGCACAGCUCGGGCAGAGCUCCCCGUCCCGCCUCCUCCUGUUCCUCUAACCUGCCGUGGUAUGAGUGUGCUUCCACGCCACAGACGAAAGCGUUCGUUAAGGCAAAGGAGGAAAUGAAACAGUUAAAGCUCCCGGGCUUCUUGUACAGUGAAGUAUCUGAGCUGGCGUCCACGGUGCCCUACUUCAGCUUGGAGGAAGAUGAAACUUGUGAGGAAGGCAUCCAUCUAAUAGUCUGUGUCCACGGCCUGGACGGCAACAGUGCUGACCUGAGACUGGUGAAGACUUACCUGGAGCUGGGACUGCCUGGUGCUCGCAUAGACUUCCUGAUGUCAGAGAGGAACCAGAAUGAUACUUUUGCUGAUUUUGAGUCAAUGACAGACCGACUGCUGGAUGAAAUAGUCCAGUAUAUUCAGAUAUACAACCUCACAGUGUCAAAGAUAAGCUUUGUGGGUCAUUCUUUGGGGAACCUCAUCGUUCGCUCAGUGCUGACUAGGCCCAGGUUUAAGUGUUACCUGAGCAGACUGCACACCUUCCUCUCCCUUUCUGGACCUCACCUGGGCACACUGUACAACAGCUCUGCUCUGGUCAACACAGGCCUUUGGUUCAUGCAAAAGUGGAAAAAGUCUGGGUCACUCCUUCAGCUGACUUGCCGUGAUAACUCUGAUCCUCGCCAAACUUUCCUCUACAAACUCAGCAAGAAAUCCGGUCUGCAGUUUUUCAGGAACGUGGUACUGGUGGGGUCACUGCAGGAUCGUUAUGUCCCCUACCAUUCCGCUCGAAUAGAAAUGUGCAAAACCGCGGUAAAGGACAAACAAACAGGUCCCGUGUAUGCCGAGAUGAUUGAGAACCUGCUGCUGCCGGUGCUUCAGAACAAAGACUGUAAUCUAGUGCGAUUCGAUGUCAUCCACGCUCUACCCAACACGGCCAACUCCCUGAUUGGCCGGGCCGCCCACAUCGCCGUGCUGGAUUCUGAGAUCUUCCUGGAGAAGUUCUUCCUUGUUGCGGGCCUCAAGUUCUUUCAGUAGAACUGUGGAAGAAUCAAACACUGUUGGACAAGAGGAACGUGGAGCUAAUACCUCACUUCAGCUAGACCUAAUUCUGAUUAUCCCAUCUGGAAAUAAUCUCUUGUUUUUUAAAAUACAUGUAAUCAGUUUUCAAAGAAAUGAGCAAAAUUCACAACUUUCUUUCUCAUUUCAUGUUUAUAUUGGAAUCACAGCGGAUUUUUAUUCUUUUCUAUGGUAAUCUUUUAAAUGUUUUUUUGUUCUGUUUUGGAAGCCCCACUCCCUCCUCCUCUAACAAUAUGCUAUAUUUUCAGUCGUAUUUAUGUAUUCUGUUUAUACUUAUUCAAUUCAUUUAAGAUGUUGAACUGGAUAUGUAGCUGCUAUACAAAUGAAAUGGCUGUUUUGGUGAGCUAGCCCAAAUCUCUGCACAUAACGUCCUCAUCCUAACAAAUGUUUUUCACUGAUUUUAAGAAAUUCUGCAUUUAUAUGCAUCACAACUACAUUUUAGAAGCUUUUGUACAGAAAAUGGUCAUUUGUACAAGUUACUUUUGUAUCAACAAUUUUCCAUCAUUUUUAUUGACAGAUUGCAUUGGAAAUAGGAUUGUUGCUCAGACUUUGCGACCCUUGCUUAGGUCUUAGUACUUGCUGUUCUUUGCCAUCGCAGAAUUCUGUGCAAUAUUCACCCAACCUGGUGUUGGGAGAAUAAAGCUUCACCUACAGCAUAAAAACUGUUUUAAUACAGGGGUUUUAAGCAAUGAUCACAAUUCAGCAAAAGCACAUAUUGGUAAUAUGAACUUAUUUUAUUGAAAGUAUUUGGUUGACGUAAGUGGAAAGUAUUUCUUGGAAUUAAAAAAAAUAUUUCUUGGAAAAUUGUUUAUAUUUCAUCGUAUUCUACCAUUAAAUAUGCAUAUUCUAAAGUUGGUCAAGUUACUUUUCAUUCUUAUCAUUAUUUAGAUUCUUUUUUUUCAAUUGAUCAAAUGGCCCUGCAGAUGGCAGUGACAUCACAGUAACGUGUUCUUUUAAAGACCAACAAUAAAAGUGGGAAU
Molecule: messenger RNA, 5564 nt
Organism: Pungitius pungitius (ninespine stickleback)
Lineage: Eukaryota; Metazoa; Chordata; Actinopteri; Perciformes; Gasterosteidae
Gene: fam135a
Product: family with sequence similarity 135 member A
Exons: 21
Coding region: 433-4542 (1369 amino acids)
Source: RefSeq, a predicted model, not a curated record